CAUAACUUAUCAAAUAAUUUCAAUAUACAUGUCUAUAUUCUGAUAAUUAAUAUCUUCACAUGUCCAAAUUUUUGUUUGUGCCAGCGGAAAAUGGCUGAAGAAAAUGAUACCCCCAAACAGACAGACAUUUAUGAUGAGGAAUUUCAUAACAAUUUGAAACUAGCGAAAGCAUUGAUGUCGAAAAUACCAACAGAAGCAGAGAAGAACAUAUGUAGAAAAUGGAUCAUGAAACUGAUGCAGUUGAAAUCUAAGGAACCUGCAGUUAAAAGAAACAGAAACCACUUUUUUAGAUAUCUGUUGAGCGUUAUGAAUAAGGGCACUUGGGGUCUCACUCAUACUGCUGAGCAUCAUGGCUUUCCACAAUUCGAUGCUAAGUUUGCUGAUCAAACUGAGACGGGGGCCAAUCAGUUUCUUUGCAGAUGGUCAGGAGAUCGUAAAACAUAUGUAGCAACAAAACCGAUACCUGGAAAAGGGGCGCUUGUCUACAUGGCUGUCGCGAAAGAACCUAAGCUAGGUUGGGAUAAUCCACAAGAUCGAACAACGUGAAAUUAUUUACUUAUAAAUAUUUCAAGAGGUUUUUACUUAUUGUUUUAAAAUCAAUUCUAUCUUUCCGUUGGUAAGUUUUAUCUCAUCGAAUUUGAACUUGAUGACACCGUCCUAAAGAAUAAACCAUUUCGUUAUACGGA
Molecule: messenger RNA, 686 nt
Organism: Harmonia axyridis
Lineage: Eukaryota; Metazoa; Arthropoda; Insecta; Coleoptera; Coccinellidae
Exons: 3
Coding region: 91-546 (151 amino acids)
Source: RefSeq, a predicted model, not a curated record